Molecule: messenger RNA, 1524 nt
Organism: Daldinia vernicosa
Lineage: Eukaryota; Fungi; Ascomycota; Sordariomycetes; Xylariales; Hypoxylaceae
Exons: 6
Coding region: 1-1524 (507 amino acids)
Molecular function (GO): protein binding
Source: RefSeq, a predicted model, not a curated record
AUGUCUCUUCAUAGUGACGCUGCAGCAGGCGCCCUCACGCAUGCAACGCUUAACAACUACUUAAAUACUUGCAAAAUCAACGAACCCAGCACUGAGAGAGGGAAUGGUACCAUCGGCCUAACACCCCUUGCAUUAGCCGCGCGAAAUGGACACGCCGAUACUGUCAGGCUCCUCCUUGAGAAAGGGGCCGCGGUGGAUGCCCUCUCAUCGCAGCUCCGUACACCGCUGUGGAUUGUGACUGCGCGAGGACAGGGCGAUAACCGAGCCGAGAUAGUCCAGCUUUUGCUAAGAUAUGGAGCAGACCCGAAAUACUCUCUUCCGACUCUCCAAAACGGCUCGACACCUCUCGAGAAUGAGCUCAGACAGCAAAAGGAUCCUGACGUGAUUCAGCUUCUCGUCCAGAGUGGCGGCAAGACAGAUAAAGUCAUAAGCCUAGCAGCUAGCCUAGGCAUACCCGAGAUCGAUACCGCCAUGGGAUCCUCCAAGCAUGGAAGCAAUGUUCUCGAAACUAUCGUUAGCCUUAUAAUCGCCGUCAUAUUAUACAUCUUCGGUUGGGUUCACAAUGCCGCUAUUGCAGCUGGAAGCGUCUUAAAGAAGUAUCCAAUAUGUGGUCGCAUGGAUAGCUCAAUGGAAAAGAAAGUCCAUGAGGAACUAUCACCUCCAAAGACCAAGGAGGAGUUCAAGAAGAGUAUUGGCGAUUUCGUGGCUAAGCAUAAGCUGGGGAAGUUCUUCAGGGAGGAUAGCCAACAACUACUAGAGAGUAUUGCCGCCAAGGCUGUUGAACUACAAGGAGAUGCCACCUCAACCUUGGGUCAACCGGAAAAUAGCGAAAACCUCAUCAAGCUCGCUCUUUACCAGCCUGUCAUUUAUUGUGACGAUAGUGGGUCAAUGGACCCGAUGGGCAACAAUGACGGGGAAAACCGUAUAGGUGAUCAGCGGGAUCUAGUUCGUCGAGUUGCCUCUAUAUGCACCAAGAUAGUACCCGAUGAGCUUGGUGUCCAUCUCCGGUUUAUAAACAAUGAACCGGAUAAUAGUGACAACCUGAGAAUGGACGAAAUCCAGAACAUCAUGGAUCAAGUCAGACCUCUAGGAUGCACGGAGAUCGGAACUCAGCUCCGCAACCGGAUCCUUCAACCUCUCUUAUAUUCUCGGUAUAAUGAGAAUGUUAAGAACCUCAAGAGGCCGCUCUUUAUCUCAAUCAUCACCGACGGAAUCCCAUACGGCGGAAGCAGGUCGCCUGAGACACGAAACACGCUCCGAGACGAAAUCAAGAAAUGUCAGGAGUAUCUGCUUGAAAAUGGCCUUCCAUCACGGACUGUGGUCUUCCAAAUCAGUCAAAUUGGUAGCGACAAGCACUCUAAAGAAUUCCUGCAAAGCUUGAGGGAAGAGAACCUAGAGAAUGUGUACAUUACAGCACAACAACUAGACUCGAGGUUCCGAGAGCUCAGGGACAACGAGAAAGAUCUCGAGGCUUGGCUGUUCGAGACUCUCCUCGAACCAAUUCUAGACAAAAAGUCUGGUUAA